This is a messenger RNA of Impatiens glandulifera, 1655 nucleotides long. Its product is annotated as glucan endo-1,3-beta-D-glucosidase-like. Gene Ontology annotation, biological process: carbohydrate metabolic process. The record is from RefSeq and is a predicted model, not a curated record. Gene Ontology annotation, cellular component: plasma membrane. Gene Ontology annotation, molecular function: hydrolase activity, hydrolyzing O-glycosyl compounds. The coding region runs from base 106 to 1482 and encodes 458 amino acids. The transcript has 6 exons. Lineage: Eukaryota; Viridiplantae; Streptophyta; Magnoliopsida; Ericales; Balsaminaceae.
ACUAAAAAAAUUUCUACAACAUUCCGGCCGUUACAUCCGGCGCCUACCAUUCAUCUCUCUCUCUAUCUCUCAUCGGCGACGGCGACGGUAGAGUUCUGUUCAGCCAUGAAAGGUCCUCUGAAGAAAUCUUUCUUCUUCUUUCUUGCACUGUUCAUUCAAUCCCCUUUCUUUGCAAGUUCGGAGUCCUUUAUCGCCGUGAACUACGGCCAAGUGGCGGAUAAUCUCCCCCCGGUGACGGAGACGGCGAAGCUUUUACAAUCGACUGCUAUCGAGAAGGUUAGGCUAUACGGGUCAGAUCCGAUCGCCAUAAGGGCUCUAGCCAACACCGGUCUGGGAAUCGUGAUCGGAGCCGGCAAUGGUGACAUACCGGCGCUGGCCAACGAUCCCAAUUUUCCGGCUCAAUGGAUUCGCACCAAUGUUUUGCCUUAUUACCCAGCUAGUAAUAUCAUCGUGGUUACCGUUGGGAAUGAAGUUAUGAGCUCCGGCGAUCAGAAUUUAAUUUCUCAGAUCUUGCCGGCCAUGCGCAAUGUCCAAAAUGCCCUCAGCGCAGUUUCACUUGGUGGGAAGAUUAAAGUUUCAACGGUACACUCAAUGGCGGUGCUGAGUCAGUCUGACCCGCCGUCGACGGGGGCUUUUAACUCAACCCUUGCAGAUGCCCUAAGGGCAAUGUUGUCUUUUCAGAGAGACAAUGGGUCACCUUUUAUGAUCAAUCCUUAUCCUUUCUUUGCUUAUCAAAGUGAUCCUAGGCCUGAAACGCUGUCGUUUUGUCUGUUUCAACCCAAUGCCGGCCGAGUUGACUCACUCACCGGUAUCAAAUACAUGAACAUGUUUGAUGCCCAGGUUGAUGCGGUGCAUUCGGCUUUGAAUUCAUUGGGUUACAAAGACAUUGAGAUAGUGGUUGCUGAAACAGGCUGGCCUUACAAGGGUGACCCUAAUGAGGUCGGCCCUAGCAUAGACAAUGCCAAGGCUUAUAAUGGAAACUUAAUUAACCAUUUAAGGUCACUAAUUGGCACCCCUCUUAUGCCAGGGAAAUCAAUCGAUACCUAUUUAUUUGCACUUUACGACGAGAAUCAGAAACCUGGUCCGACUUCAGAACGCUCGUUUGGCCUUUUUAAUCUAGACCGCUCUGUUAUUUACGACGCAGGUCUAUCAAAGGCCAGCCAGACUCCAACUGGCCCGGUUACUCCAGCAGCUCCAAGGCCUAGCAGUGGAUAUUGGUGCGUGCCGAAGGCAGGUGUUUCGGAUAGUCAAUUGCAGUCGAAUCUGGACUAUGUUUGUAGCCAUGGAUUUGAUUGUAGUGCGAUUCAACCGGGUGGGACUUGUUUUGAACCCAUGACGGUUGCUUCACAUGCAGCUUAUGCAAUGAAUAUGCUCUAUCAAACUGCUGGAAGGAAUCCAUGGAACUGCGAUUUCUUGCAAACCGCGACUUUAACUUCGACGAAUCCUAGUUACAAUGCUUGCGUUUACCCUGUAUCCACUUGAAGGUAGGGAUUGAAGACAAUAAUAAUAACAAGCAGAUGUAAUUAGAAAAUAAUACAUGUAUAACUAAAAGUUUUGUGCAUUGUUAUUAUGUUAUUAUUAUUGGAUAUUGAUUAGUGUAAAAUGUACACAGACUUGGUCUCUUAUUUAAUAAUAAAUUAGUAUCUUUCUUUCAA